AGCAAACAUAAAUGUAUACAAUUGCGUGAAAUAAAAACCAUAACUAUAAAUAUUAUUUAAUAAAUUUUAUUUUUUUAUUUCCCUGGGGAGUCUGAGACUCUCUCAGAAAUUCACUAGUUUUUUAAUAUUGAGUACAAGUUUAAAUAAAAUUUGAAAAUAAAAAUAUAUUAGUGGAAAUAAUUUAAACAAAAUGAAUAAGUUAAAUACAUGCUUGCUUUUAUUGUCAAUAAUUGGCGCUUGUGUUUGUGGAGUAAGAACAAGUAAAUGUUCUGAUAAAUACAGAAUGUCGCUUCUUACAAAUGUUCAUGAUGAUACAGCUUGUAGCAUGUUGUCCAAUAAGGGCGUCAUGAUGGCUGAAGCAGCCGAGUUUUUUAUCGAAGCGCACAAUAAAAAAAGUGAUAGGAAAAUUAACUUGUCUGUCUUGGAUACCUGUGGAACAAUAACUGGUGCUACAAAAGCUAUGAUGAAAGCUCUUGAAUCUGAUGAUUUCAGUUGCAUUGAUCCACCAUUUUUCUUAGGAUUAAUUGGACCAGAAUCAACAGAAAAUAUUGAUGCAGUACACAAAAUAACAUCUGUCUUAAAUAUUCCUCACAUUGUGAGAAGCCAUGCAGUUGGCUCACCAUAUCUACAUUAUCUUCAUGAAGAGUCUGACUUGUAUUUAGUCGAGGGAAUUCUAGAAAUCAUAGAAGCGUUAAGAUGGAAAUCAUUCACACUAGCAACACGAAAGCACGAUGACAAUGAGGACGAUGUGCAAUUGAUUGCGAAAAAAGUAACUAUGGGUGCAAUAACUCGUGGUCUUUGUGUCAUGAUUCACGAGCAAGAUGACGAUGUUUUCACUUCUCACGUUGUUUAUAUUGGCAGACCUCCAAAAGAUACAUUUAAAAAUGUUAAUGCUACAAUUAUUAUUGUAAGUGAAGGAAAUUUAAAAAAUUACGUCGAUAAAAUGAAAACAAAUAAUCCAGUUAUUUUAUUGCAAGAUGCUAGGAGCGAUAUAAUAGGACUGGAAGCUCAAGUUAAAAAUUCAAAGUGGUCUAAUAGAGCAGGAAGUAGCUUUAACCCUGAACAUAUGAGAGAUUUACGAUGGUUGGAAAGUGCAAUGGAAAUUUACGCUAAAACUCUUGAUAUUUUCUGCAAGAAAACUCAGUGUACAAGUGAGAUCAAUCAUGCGGAAUGGAAUACCAUGGUUGGUAAUGUUAUAUCUACAAGAAAUGCUCAACUUGAAAUUUUAACUAGAACACUGGAUAUUUAUAUUAAAACCAAUACCAGAAAUUUUGAAAAAUUGGGUGAAAUAAAAGUAAAAAAGAAUGAUGCUAGAAUUUAUUGGGACGAUGAAGAAGAAGAAGAAGAUGAAGGCCUUCAUGGUGAUAAUCUCAUUCCUGAAAUAUUUAGAACUCUUUUAUUGGAUACGCAAGAAAAGACAACUGGAUGUGCUACAUCAGUCAAGUUCCAAGAUAAUGAUGAUGAUGAUGAUGUGUCGAAAGUUGCUUUUGACAUUGAUGAUCAUGAAUUUUGGACUGUGGUAGGAGUAGUUGGUGGAAUUGGAGUAACAAUGUUUACAGUGGGAACCUUGGCAGUAUACAUAGUUUACACUAAUAUCCGUGGACCAAGAAGCCCAAAGCAUAAAGGUGGAAGACGAUUAGAGAGAGAUGGUUCACUUCGAAGAGCUGGAAGUGAUCGGGAACUCCAAGUGGUGACAGGAAGCCCCCGACGACCUCCUCGUCCCACUCCAAGAAGAGACAGUUCUAGAAGUAUUGGAAGCAUCAUCUCAGACAAAAGUGUUUAAUACUCAUCAAGUAUUUAGGUUACCUGGAUUUUUUAUUGCACUUUUUUCAAUAAUUUGUUAAAAAGAAAUAUUUAAUUUUGCAAAGUGUCCAUUUUAUGAGCCACAACAUCCGUUAGUAACGAGAAAAUGCACGUAUAUAAAUAUUAUUACCACGGAUGUGACAGAUUAAAGAAGGCACUAGGGUUAUACAAAACUAUGAAUGGUUCUCGCCAGCUAUUGUUCUCGCCACUUGACUCAAUCAUACGGUUAAGCCCGAGUUAUUAUAUAACACGCAAAAAUAGUACCAACAAUAUUUUAAUUAUUAUGAAUAGAUCAUUUGACAUUAUAGACAUCAUAGACUUCAGUAUCAAUUGUUCAGUAGUUUAUUAGAAAAUUUAAUUUUAAGAAUAACCAAUAAUAAACAACGAAUUAUAAAAUUAAAGUAAAUACAUUUAAAAUAAUAAUUACAAUGAAAACUCAAGAGAAAUGUUUCAAAAUGAUAAAUGUAAAAUAUUUAAUGUUGUAUUAACUGGAAGUUCCAUAAAGGCAUCAAAUGAUCAAAAAUCCUCAGAGUCCGGUUAGUGACUCAGUCUGAAUUACUGCUGAGACAUGAUAUUUAUAUAAGGAAAAUAAAGAAAAUAAAUGUCGAAA
Molecule: messenger RNA, 2413 nt
Organism: Chelonus insularis
Lineage: Eukaryota; Metazoa; Arthropoda; Insecta; Hymenoptera; Braconidae
Exons: 6
Coding region: 191-1783 (530 amino acids)
Source: RefSeq, a predicted model, not a curated record